AUGGAUCAGAUCUUUACCUUCAUCCUGCUCCUGCUCAGUUUAUCUGGCACUUUUUCCAAGUAUGUUCACAUUAAUCAGAAAAUGGAUUGGCGUCGAGCUCAGAUUUACUGUCAGCAGCAUUACACAGACCUGGCUCCUGUCAGUAAUAAGAGGGAUAAUAAUGAACUUCAGCAACUCGCCAGCAAUGUCAAUGACAUUAUCUGGAUCGGACUGGUAAGAAAUUCUUCAGACAGAACAGAAUGGCUGUGGUCAGGAGGUGGAGCACCAACCAUGUAUUUCUGGGCACAAGGUGAACCUAAUGACUAUUAUAAUAGAGAAGACUAUGGCUAUCUGUGGAAAGGCAAGUGGUAUGAUGGAGGCCUAUGGUAUAAAAUGACCUUCUUCUGCUACAGUGCAGCAGUGGUGAAGCAGGAAAAGACGUGGGAGGAAGCUCUGGAGUACUGCAGGGAGCACCACGAUGACCUGGCCAGUGUGGGGUCUGAGACUGAGAUGCUGCUGAUCCAGAAAGAGCUGAGCAAACAAAACACCACUGAACACGUCUGGAUUGGAUUGCGUUUCCUGGCUGGUGACUGGUUGUUGAUGGACGGGCAGGAGAUGGACUAUGAGGCCUGGGGUGAAGAGGGAAAACCAUCAUGUCCACAUGCCAAGAUGAGGUGUGGUGCCUUACAGGUGACAGUUGGACGCAAGGCAAUAGUGGUGAAGCAGGAAAAGACUUGGGAGGAAGCUCUGGAGUACUGCAGGGAGCACCACGAGGACCUGGCCAGUGUGGCAUCUGAGACCGAGAUGCUGCUCAUCCAGAAAGAGCUGAGCAAACAUAACACAAAAGAAGUCGUCUGGAUUGGCUUGCGCUUCUUAUUUGAGGACUGGCUGUGGUUUAAACAGGUACAGAUUGAAUUGCCUUUGACUACCGCCAAAUUCAGAAAGUACCAGACCGCUAUGGAACAGGUAAUCUUCUUUAUCUAG
Neolamprologus brichardi is the source of this 963-nucleotide messenger RNA. The record is from RefSeq and is a predicted model, not a curated record. Lineage: Eukaryota; Metazoa; Chordata; Actinopteri; Cichliformes; Cichlidae.